Messenger RNA from Dentiscutata heterogama, 390 nucleotides. The record is from the annotation of a GenBank genome assembly. Lineage: Eukaryota; Fungi; Glomeromycota; Glomeromycetes; Diversisporales; Gigasporaceae.
AUGUUUACAGAUUUUAGUUCCCUUAUCAAUAACCUUCUGGCUACUCAACCAAAACAGAUAAUACCUUUUCCAUCUCCAUAUGCUGCCACAGACCCUACAGCUUAUUAUUUAGGUGCUAUAAUUGCAGAAUUAACUUCUGAGCAAAGAACAGUACAGAGAACAAGAAUGACUCUCCAUUACUUCACUACAACUGUUCGCAUUCAUGAAUUGUUUGAGCUUCUUGGAGUUGAACAAAUCAGUCAAACCACCUAUAUGAAUUUGGCAAAAAUCACAACAUUAACUGCCAAAAACUUUCAACAGCUGCUUCAGGUCUCUGUAACCGCUGCCUCUAUGCAUUCUGCACUUGAAAAUAAUUUCGAUAAACAUAACAACAACAUUGAAACGAAUUAG